Messenger RNA from Peromyscus leucopus (white-footed mouse), 1200 nucleotides. RefSeq names its product phosducin like 3 (gene Pdcl3). Bases 102 to 827 code for a protein of 241 amino acids. The transcript has 6 exons. Lineage: Eukaryota; Metazoa; Chordata; Mammalia; Rodentia; Cricetidae. Gene Ontology annotation, cellular component: cytoplasm. The record is from RefSeq and is a predicted model, not a curated record. Gene Ontology annotation, biological process: protein folding; positive regulation of gene expression; angiogenesis.
GGGGGCGGGGCGAAGGACGGAGGGAGGGCGGUGCUGCGCCUGCGCGGAGAGGCUUCCAGGGUCUGGGACGCGGCGCGCCGAUCUAAGUGACUGGAGGCAAGAUGCAGGACCCCAAUGCAGACACCGAGUGGAAUGACAUCUUACGCAAGAAGGGCAUCCUGCCCCCGAAGGAGAGCCUGAAGGAACUGGAAAAGGAAGAAGCAGAGAAGGAGGAGCAGCGACUCCUUCAGCAGUCAGUGGUGAAAACUUAUGAAGACAUGACUUUGGAGGAGCUGGAGGAGAAUGAGGAUGAGUUCAACGAGGAGGACGAACGUGCCAUCGAGAUGUACCGGCAGCAAAGGCUGGCUGAGUGGAAGGCGACUCAGCUGAAGAACAAAUUUGGAGAAGUGUUAGAGAUCUCAGGAAAGGACUACGUUCAGGAAGUCACCAGAGCCGGCGAGGGCUUGUGGGUGAUCUUACACCUGUACAAGCAAGGGAUUCCCCUCUGUUCCUUGAUAAACCAGCACUUGAGCGGACUGGCCAGGAAGUUUCCCGAUGUGAAAUUUGUCAAAGCCAUUUCAACGACCUGCAUCCCCAAUUACCCCGACAGGAAUCUGCCCACGGUGUUCGUCUACCUGGAGGGGGACAUCAAGGCCCAGUUCAUUGGCCCUCUGGUGUUCGGCGGCAUGAACCUGACGAGAGAUGAGUUGGAGUGGAAACUAUCGGAGUCAGGAGCAAUCAAGACAGACCUGGAGGAGAACCCCAGGAAGCCGGUGGAAGAUGUCUUGCUGUCCUCAGUGCGAGGCUCUGUCCCCAUGAGAAGGGACAGCGAUUCCGAGGGCGACUAAGAUAACAGCCACUGUUCCUUUUUGAACUUUCUUGAUAGGACGUAUUGUCUGGAUUUAUAAUAAGGAGGAAAAAGCAAAAAUUUAUCGUAUUUUGGUUUUUAACCUUUUUAUAAUUAUUUAAAUUUUAUACAUUCAGAAAUCAUCGCUGGAAAUUUUAUUAAAUUUCUUGGAACUCUUUUUAAAUUAAUAAUGUUUCUUUAAGAAAAAUUUAAACAAGCUUUAUGCCAAAUAUCUGUUUUCCUACAUGUAUUUCAGCAAACCAUGAAACUGUUUAGUAUUUUUUGACAUGCAACUGUGUAGAAAAGAAUAUGGAGUUGGUUUUUUUUGUUUGUUUGUUAAUAAUAUGAAUAAAUUAACUGUUUAAAGAAUAACU